AUGAAUUCAUCAUCGGAACCUUCCACUCCUUCAACCGACCAACCUAACACUGUUGAUCAAGAACACGAUCAACAACCAGAGAGCAACAACAACAGCGGAUGGGGUUGGGGAGGUGGUUGGCUUUCUUCGACCAUCGGUAAUGUGGUUAGAGUCAUGAAUCAACAAACCAAUGAGUUUGGACAAAAAUUGCAACAAUUAGUGGCUGAAGAGGACGAGGAUGUAAGCACACCCUCUACAGAGCCAUCAACGACUCAUCCAGCUUCAUCCGAAACACCCAAUGAUCAAGCAGAUGAAGAAAAUGGACAAAUCAAUGACAAUGGUGGAGCAGCAAAUGCAUCAUCCCUCAUUGAAGAAACGGAAAAAACCAUUGAAACCUCGCUCAAAACUGCAGAGCAAAAACUCAAAUCUCUUUUCACUUCCUUUUAUAACGAAACAUCUCAAUUAGUGGACGAAACGGCAGAGUUGAAAUAUGUAAAAGGGUGGGCGUCUUCGUUUGGAAAAACUGUUUUGCAUACUCUUGAAGAAGCGAGUAGAAUUCUCUAUGAUAAUGAGGAGAACGAUGAUGGCAUUCAUAUCUAUGUCAAUUUUAAAGAAUUAUUUAUUGAAUACCAAGGAUUAAAAUAUUUACAAGAGGUUGCCUCCCUCUCUAAACAAUGUAAUGAAGAAUUGGCCAAGUACAUGGAAAAUAGAACCGAUGAACAACGUGACAGAAUUGAAAAACUUUUACGUGAAUUAAAAGACAUACUCAUUGACUCGACACAAUUCAGUACAAAAGAGGUAGAAGAAAAGAAAGCCUCUUAUCAAUAUAUUGCUUUGCUUCCUGUUGGAAAGGAAAUUUUAGAAACUACCAAUGCGUGUGUGGAGCUAGCAAAAAAUGCCUACAGCAAUUUGGAGGAUGUAUUGGGAUCAACCAUCGAGAUUGAAGAAACGGUUCAAACAUCUACUCUACUUUUGGAAAAAAGUAAAGCAGAGUGUUACAGGUCUCUUGCAAAAUUAGCAUCAUUGGCUUCAUUACAUAUUCUAACCUUGUCACAAUAUCUAAUAGAUGUAAAUAACGGAGGAAAGCUUCCUGAACAGUGGCAAUCCACAGAGCUCAGUGUCACCAAAGACGCUAAACAAGUUGCUAUAAUUCUGAGAGAUUACUUACUCUUUUUAUAUUCUCAAUUAAUUGAAAUUAGUAAUCAAUACACCGAGGCAUUGAAGAAGAAUACAUCAAUCGUUGGAAUUAAGCUAGACGAACAACGAAAAGAAUCUCUUGAAAAACGAGCUGUAAAUAUGGCAGCUCGCUUACAUAUUCACAGUGAUAAGGCUCUUUCCAUCAUUAUUAGCUGUGACAAGGAGUUUCUGACCAUUCUUCAAUACCUUGGCGUCAUUUGGACUGAAUAG
Molecule: messenger RNA, 1386 nt
Organism: Naegleria lovaniensis
Lineage: Eukaryota; Heterolobosea; Eutetramitea; Acrasida; Naegleriidae
Exons: 5
Coding region: 1-1386 (461 amino acids)
Source: RefSeq, a predicted model, not a curated record